AUGGCGAUGAACAAGAUCCGAGGCGCCUUCGCGGUGCCGCGGAAAGGAGAGACCUUUGAAUUGCGAGCUGGGCUCGUAUCCCAGUACGCCUACGAACGAAAGGAAUCUAUCCAGAAGACGAUCAUGGCUAUGACCCUGGGCAAAGACGUCUCGGCCCUUUUCCCCGACGUGCUGAAGAAUAUCGCUACUUCCGACCUGGAGCAGAAGAAGCUGGUUUACUUGUACCUCAUGAACUACGCCAAAUCCCAUCCGGACCUUUGCAUUCUCGCCGUCAAUACCUUCGUACAAGACUCAGAAGACCCCAACCCGCUGAUCCGCGCUUUGGCCAUUCGCACCAUGGGCUGUAUUCGAGUGGAGAAGAUGGUGGACUACAUGGAGGAACCCCUGCGCAAGACGCUCCGUGAUGAAUCGCCGUAUGUCCGCAAAACUGCCGCAAUCUGCGUGGCCAAGCUCUUCGACCUCAAUGCGGGCAUGUGCCUCGAGAACGGAUUCUUGGAGAUGCUCCAGGAGAUGAUUGGAGACCCGAACCCCAUGGUCGUGGCCAAUUCAGUUACUGCGCUUUCAGAGAUCCAUCAUACUGCACCCGAGACCAAGGCUUUGCAGGUGACCCCCAACACACUACGGAAGAUGCUUAUGGCUCUGAACGAAUGCACCGAAUGGGGACGUGUGACGAUCCUUUCGACUCUGGCUGAAUACCGAACCGCCGAUGUGAAGGAAUCGGAGCACAUUUGUGAGCGCGUGGCACCUCAAUUCCAACAUGCCAACCCCAGUGUGGUUCUUGCAGCGGUCAAGACCGUGUUCUUGCACAUGAAGUAUGUCGGCCCGGAGCUGGCAAAGACCUAUCUCAAGAAGAUGGCUCCUCCUCUCGUCACGCUGGUUUCCUCUGCCCCCGAGGUGCAAUAUGUUGCCUUGCGAAACAUCGAUCUUUUGCUGCAGAAGCAGCCCGAUAUUCUGAAUAAGGAAUUGCGUGUGUUCUUCUGCAAGUACAACGACCCUCCUUACGUCAAGUUCCAGAAACUCGAGAUCAUGGUCCGGAUAGCCAACGACCGCAAUGUCGACCAACUCUUGGCCGAACUUAAGGAAUACGCCCUUGAGGUUGACAUGGACUUCGUUCGUCGGGCCGUCAGAGCGAUUGGCCAGGUUGCUAUCAAGAUCGAGAGCGCCAGCGAGAAAUGCGUCAACACUCUUCUGGAUUUGAUUAACAUGAAAGUGAACUACGUUGUCCAGGAGGCCAUUGUUGUUAUCAAGGAUAUUUUCCGCAAAUACCCUGGCUACGAGGGAAUUAUUCCUACGCUGUGCAAAUGCAUUGACGAACUGGAAGAGCCCAAUGCCAGAGCGGCACUUAUAUGGAUUGUCGGCGAGUAUGCCGAAAAGAUCAGCAAUGCAGGUGAUAUUCUUGGUAGCUUUGUGGAUGGCUUCAACGAGGAAUUUGCGCAGACUCAACUGCAAAUUCUCACCGCUGUCGUUAAGCUCUUCCUGAAGAGGCCUGAUAAGGCACAGGGCCUGGUUCAGCGUGUGCUUCAGGCAGCUACUGCUGAGAAUGAUAACCCUGAUGUUCGCGACAGGGCCUACAUCUACUGGCGUCUUCUGUCCAACACAAGCGACCAGAAUGCCACCAAGAACAUCGUUCUAUCCGAGAAGCCCCCUAUCGUCACCACCAUCUCUUCACUACCGCCAACACUAUUGGAGCAGCUCCUUCAAGAGCUUUCCACUCUAUCCUCCGUUUACCACAAGCCUCCAGAGCAAUUCGUUGGACAGGGCCGAUUCGGUGCCGAUGCCGUUCAGCGAGCCGCUAUCGAGGAACAAAUCCAGAACGCGCGUGAGAACCCCUUGGCUGCUGCUGCCGCUGCCGCAGCUGUCAGCGGUUCAACACCCCCUGCGCAGGCGCAAAACAACGUCGAGAAUUUGCUGGACAUUGAUUUCGACGGUGGUGCCCCCGCAUCGGCGCACACGGAGCCGUCGGGACAGAUGUCUGGCCUCGAAGGCCUGGCUGGUACUCCCGUUCGGGUCCAGUCACCCGCAGUUGGUGCUCCCGCACCGCAAGGAAGCAACAAUCUGGACGAUCUCCUCGGUGUCUUCGGCGACUCUGGCGCGGCCAAGCCUUCAGCAGGUCCCUCGAAUGGCGGCGGUACCUCUGAUCUUAUGAAUGGGUUCUCUGGUCUCGAUCUGUCCGGCAAUGCCUCUCCGGCACCUGCCCCUCCUGCGAACAAUCAACCCAAGAAAGCCAGCGAGGAUAUUCUGGACCUGCUCUAG
Molecule: messenger RNA, 2253 nt
Organism: Penicillium argentinense
Lineage: Eukaryota; Fungi; Ascomycota; Eurotiomycetes; Eurotiales; Aspergillaceae
Product: putative AP-1 adaptor complex subunit beta
Exons: 7
Coding region: 1-2253 (750 amino acids)
Biological process (GO): intracellular protein transport; vesicle-mediated transport
Cellular component (GO): membrane coat
Molecular function (GO): clathrin binding
Source: RefSeq, a predicted model, not a curated record